This is a messenger RNA of Cyanidioschyzon merolae strain 10D, 1749 nucleotides long. RefSeq names its product prolyl-tRNA synthetase. The record is from RefSeq and is a predicted model, not a curated record. The transcript has a single exon. Gene Ontology annotation, biological process: prolyl-tRNA aminoacylation. Gene Ontology annotation, cellular component: aminoacyl-tRNA synthetase multienzyme complex; cytoplasm. Gene Ontology annotation, molecular function: proline-tRNA ligase activity; ATP binding. NCBI's taxonomy places the organism in Eukaryota, Rhodophyta, Bangiophyceae, Cyanidiales, Cyanidiaceae. The coding region runs from base 1 to 1749 and encodes 582 amino acids.
AUGGAAAAACCCGUAGCCGACGGGCUUGAGGGACUUGAGCUCGAAAAAAAGCAAAGUCAUGCACCAGAUUCCGUCGCGCUCGGGAAGGAAAAGCCGGCUCGCUCUGCUGCAGCGCAGGGAUCCGUGUCUGCGGAGACAAAAAAACGUGUCGAGCGAGAGACGAAAGAAGGAAUAGAUUGCCGCAAGGCAGAUAACUUUAGUGCAUGGUACCAACAAGUGGUGAUCAAAGCGGAGCUCAUUGAGCUCUACGAUAUCUCCGGCUGUUACAUCAUUCGACCAUGGGCGUACGCCGUCUGGGAGAAGAUCGUCGAAUUUUUCGACGCUGAAAUCAAGAAACUUGGCGUCCAGAAUGCGUAUUUCCCUGUCUUUGUUUCCGAACGUCGUUUGCGAACAGAGCAGGAACACCUGGAAGGGUUUGCCGCCGAGGUGGCCUGGGUGACCAAAAGCGGCUCCAGCGAGCUCGAAGAGCCGAUCGCCAUCCGCCCGACGUCGGAAACGAUCAUCUAUCCGGCGAUGGCGAAAUGGAUACGAUCGCACCGGGAUCUACCCUUGAAGCUGAACCAAUGGAGCAAUGUCGUGCGUUGGGAAUUCAAACACCCGACACCCUUCAUUCGUUCACGAGAAUUUCUGUGGCAGGAAGGCCACACCGCCUAUGCCGAUCGAUCAGCAGCUGACGAGGAAGUGCUCCAGAUUCUCGAGCUCUACAGGCGCAUCUACGAGGAGCUGCUUGCGGUUCCCGUGAUCAAAGGCAUCAAAAGUGAGCGGGAGCGGUUCGCUGGCGGCCUGUACACAACCACCGUAGAGGCAUUUGUGCCCGCAAAUGGCCGUGCUGUACAAGGUGCAACGAGUCACUCCCUGGGCCAGAAUUUUGCCCGCAUGUUUGGAGUGUAUUACGAAGGCAAAGACAGCGGAGAGAAGCUCAUGCCUUGGCAAAACUCAUGGGGUUGCACAACACGCACCAUUGGUGUUGCCGUUAUGGUCCACGGAGACGACAGAGGCCUCGUAUUGCCCCCACGCGUGGCACCACUGCAAGUGGUCAUCGUGCCCAUCAUCGUGAAGAACGCCGCAGCAAACGUAUCCCAAGUAUGCGAGGUUCUCUGCCUGCGACUCCAGCGUGCAAACCUGCGGGUGAAAUUCGAUGAUCGCCCCGAGAAGACCCCGGGAUGGAAAUUCAACGAAUGGGAGCUGCGAGGCGUCCCGCUGCGCAUAGAAGUCGGCCCUCGGGAUGUGCAGUCGAAGACGAUCACCAUUGCACGCCGAGAUACCAUGGAGAAGCGAAGUAUCCAGUUGGUAGAUUGGGAUGCGCUUGAAGCAGACGACAGCUUUGGCAGGGAAAUUGCGAAAAUCCUCGACGAUAUCCAAAAGAGCAUGUUCGAAAGGGCUUCUGCUGAGCGAAACGCGCGCAUUCGCUGUGUCGCAAGCUGGGAGCCGUUCAUGAAAGCCAUCAUCGAACGUUGCCUGGCACUGACACCAUGGUGCGCUGAAACCAACUGCGAGGAGCAGGUUCGUCAGAGAAGCAUGCAGGACUCUGUGAGCUAUCGUGAGCGCCUGGCCAACGAAGUCGACCCUGCCGCCGCGGACACUGUCCUCUCUGGUGCAGUGAAAACGCUUUGCAUGCCCUUCGCGUCCGAGCUGGAGCGGCUGCGUCUCGUUGACCGGUCAGAGUACGAGGCGCCAGCGCCUGGCAAACAGUGUUUUGCAUGCGACGCAGCAGCAAAGCGCUGGGCACUCUGGGGUCGUAGCUACUAG